GCAACAAAGAUUUAAUGAGGCAUUGUUAUUUCUCACGUAACAAACAAGAAUAAACAGCAUACUUAAUUAAUAUCUACGUUGUUUUCCGGAAUUAUUUAGUCAUGGAUGACUGGAGAAAAACAAUGAAAGAUUUUCUGUUUGAAGUCAGUAGCCUAGUUAAUAUAGAGGAGACUAGUUUAUCCAAGUGGAUCUACAAUGAGGGAAAAGAUCUGGAUGUUGGUGAUUGUGUCCGAGAUUUGGUGAUACUGAUUCGAAUACUCUUGGAAAAAUUUCCAUCAAAAAAAUCAGAUGAAGAUACCGAAGGAAAAAAAGAUGAGAAUAGAUCUGCAGAUAAUGAACUUCAUAAGCAAUUAGAAGAAUAUGAAGAUCAUUAUUUUAAAUUAAACGAAUUAAUUUAUAAAUUAAAAAAUCAAUCUGUGAAUCAAACAGAACUCUUAAAAAGAUGCGUCGAUUCUCUAGUGGAAUUGGGCAGCAAACAUGACGAAUUUCUUCAAAAUGUAACUCAGAAGUAUCAAAACAUGGAGCGAGAGAAACAACAGACUGAGCUGAAGCUGGCAAAAAUGGAAAAGUUAUACGCCUCCACUUUAGAAAGAUUGUCUUCGGUUGCAGAUAAUUUAAAAGAAUUUCAUGAUAAAUUGUUCGAUAAAAAUGAAAUCGCUAUGGAAAAAACCGAUUUCACGAAACAAAGUCAAGAACCACCUCCAGUAAUCAAUUCAGAGAACUGACCAUUUGCUAAGG
Centruroides sculpturatus (bark scorpion) is the source of this 738-nucleotide messenger RNA. RefSeq lists its product as uncharacterized. The transcript is spliced from 7 exons. NCBI's taxonomy places the organism in Eukaryota, Metazoa, Arthropoda, Arachnida, Scorpiones, Buthidae. The record is from RefSeq and is a predicted model, not a curated record. Bases 102 to 725 code for a protein of 207 amino acids.